CAUACCGUCACCCCACAUUUACUAAUCACAUACCAUAAAUCUAUAAGAACGUGGAUGGCGCGAUGCUCGAGUUGUAAGCAUCGACGUAAAUAUUGCGGGGGCAGGUCCCACCGCGGUAAGUGCGCCGAAUGCGCACGACUCAACCUUACUUGUAUCUUCUUGGAACAAUCGAAUGGCGCACGGGCUCACCGGCAAAGCAACUCACAGGGUCGACGCCCAAGAACUCACUCUUCGAAUUCUCCCGGAUUAUCUCUGGAUCGCAGGCCGGCCCAGACUGCUGCUUGGGAGAAGCCACAGAUAGCACCGGCUGCUGUCGGCAUACCACAGAGCGCUGGAGCGACUGGCCCCGCGUGCGCUCCUCCGCAUCCCUUGCUACAGACGUACGCCGAAUUGAACAUGCAACCUAUCCCAGUGACAGCAGUUGCGAUGGAACCUCUGCUACGAGGCCAAGGAUCUCAAGACUAUCUGCAUCAGCCAGAUGGCAUGAGCGAAAGUAACGCCACUUGGAAUAAUUUGGCCAGGUCCAACCUUGCAGGACAAGGGUCUGAGUGGUUCGAGUCGAUGGACGUGGCUGCAGGAGUACACGGUUCUUUGCUCGGUUCUGUUGGGCACCGUCAAGGCCAAGGCCACAAUCACGAUUUUCCGCCGAUAGCUCCCUCUCCAGCGGCGAGUCUGGGACCCGCGACCCCUUGGAAUAUGCCAGACCCCGCCAGUCCCGGAAAUGCUUUUGGAGCGGGGCGAACUGCAACACUCCAACAAGAACAGUUUGGGAGACAACGUCACCCUUUGGUCGACCCUCCUACGACAGACGAUCCAUCAGUGGAUCUCACUCGGUUCCAACGACAUAUCAUAUUUGCGCUUCCUGGAGUAUUCCGCCUGGUUUUCGAACUCGAGGGUAAUGUGCAGGGUGGCGAAGACCUUCGUGAUCUACUCAACCAUGAGAGCAGUGGCAGUUAGCGGUGUUGAAGUGAAUACCGCAAUAUUCGCACAGCCUCGAUUCUGAGCUGGAUCUUCGGGAGUUGGUGGAUACGUGUCAGUCUCGAUAGUCAUUGUUCUCCCGCAUCUCCCCUUUUCUCCUGCCUGGUGACGCUCGUAGUAAAUGCACUGAAAUCUUUUCUGUCUGCACUGGAUGCUGAUUGCUUGAUAUGUCCGGUCACAUCUUACGGUUGUACUGUGCAGCAGGUUGAAAGGACGGUUCACCAAUCAUACACUAAUCCAUC
Molecule: messenger RNA, 1220 nt
Organism: Cantharellus anzutake
Lineage: Eukaryota; Fungi; Basidiomycota; Agaricomycetes; Cantharellales; Hydnaceae
Exons: 6
Coding region: 55-957 (300 amino acids)
Biological process (GO): regulation of DNA-templated transcription
Molecular function (GO): zinc ion binding; DNA-binding transcription factor activity, RNA polymerase II-specific
Source: RefSeq, a predicted model, not a curated record